Molecule: messenger RNA, 5113 nt
Organism: Macrobrachium nipponense
Lineage: Eukaryota; Metazoa; Arthropoda; Malacostraca; Decapoda; Palaemonidae
Product: protein tipE-like
Exons: 4
Biological process (GO): regulation of sodium ion transport
Cellular component (GO): plasma membrane
Molecular function (GO): sodium channel regulator activity
Source: RefSeq, a predicted model, not a curated record
UAUACUGCUAAAACCGGCAAAAUUGAGUCGCCCACCCCCGAAAAUGCGGGCACGGACCCGCCGAAGAAGAAGACCAGAUUCAGAGAUACUGUUCGGUUUUACUUGACCGCCCUUUUCACUCUCGUUGCUAGCUUUAGUUCGUUCGCCUUCCUCUUCCUCGUCCCCUUCGUCAUCGACCCUGCCUUCUCCACCAUCUUCGCCGAAUUCGACCCCGACCCGGUGACCUGCGUCACCAGGAACUCUGAAGUCCGCACUGGGCUCAGCAACUGCUCGUGGUCGUCAUGCCGCGAGGGCUGCACCAAAGAGAUCUUCAAAUGCUCCCACAUCUACGUCAACUACAAGCGUGACCCCGGUGGGGAGCUCGCGGCCACAAACUACACCGACCCAGAGCUCAUCGAUGGCAUCACCUGGGACAUCCUGGGUGCCCAGCUCUACCCAAAUGUGAAAGGUUGUGGAUAUCCUCCUAAAGUCAACUGCACCGAAUUCAAUAGGAAUUACAGCACUCCAGGCAGGACUUUCCCCUGUUAUUACUCGAAGCAGCAACGCGUCAUGGUCAUCACGGAGCUGGACAUCGAAGGCAUCAAGCAGGAUUUGAUUUACGCCAUCGUCAUUCCCUGGGGCUGUUUCUUGGUCUCCAUCCUGUACCUCCUCUUCACCUACGUGGGUAUGAGGAAGCCCGAGGCGGAGGCGGACGUCCCUCAAGAAGUCAGUUCGGCCAAGGCGUCCAAGGAGGCCUCCAACUACUCGCUGAGGUCGAUCGGGAAGACCAUCAACGCCGGGAUGAACAAGAUCAUGGGGGAGCCUGACGACAAGGGUGCUCAGCCUGGAGGCGAAGGCGAAGGAGGUGGCGCCCUGAGCGGCGGCGGAGGCGGCGGUACGAAGCAAGCCACAGGCCCCGCCACUUCGCCAACUUCCCUACUGGGCUCCCACUUGCUUCUGAUGCCCGCGUCUCUGCCCCAAGUUCACCCAAACCGCCGAUCCACCCUGCCACCCCUUGACAGGACGCCGCCAUUGCCCAGACCUGCAAGUCAAACGUAUACUUUGCAGCUAGGAGUGGUGUAUGCCGACUGGAGAGGAAGCCACCAAAAUGCCACUGACUUAUUUCCUGAAGCCGAGUUCACGGAGAAGCCCUCAGGUUGACAGUGGGACCCCGGGGGAGAGAGGAGGCAAUCCUGGCCAGAGGUCCCGAAGAAGUGCCCCCCAGUGCCCAGGGCAGAGGUCAAGAGGGAAGGGCCUUGUAUCUUUCGAGUCCCUGUCUGCUGGUCUAAGUGUGAGUCGCCCCCUGAGUUACCCUGACUUUUUUUUUUUUCUUUUUUUCGGGGAGGUCUUCAACACAUCGUAUACUGUAAUCUUGCAUAGCUAACAUGUAUACCCCAUUAGGCAUAACGUUCACUAAGUGUUCUAUGCAUUAAGUAAAAAAAACACUGUGUUUUAACUCCAUCCAUCAGCUGUAUAAACGUGCAGUGUCAGAUAUUAUAAUACUCCCCUUUGCUGUCAAACUAUCGGUGUCUUAAAAACCACGUAAGAGAUAACGCUCCGUUUCAGAUAGUGUAAGAGAAUAUGUAUCGAAACCUUUUGUUAGUUUAGCAAAUGUGUCAAAUUUUAUAAGAGAACGGUUAUAUAUAUAUAUAUAUAUAUAUAUAUAUAUAUAUAUAUAUAUAUAUAUAUAUAUAUAUAUAUAUAUAUAUAUAUAUAUAUUCCCUGAGAUGUGCAACAGAGAAAUUAGGUGACAGAAACCAGUUAGUCUGUGAUGAUACGGGAACAAAAGACAGCUGUUGAAUUGUGCUCAGACGAAAUAGGGGAAUUGAAACAUCUUAACAGCAAAAGGGACAGAACUCGAUCUCUUUCGGGUCCCAGAGGGUUUUCUGUAACAGGCAGGGUGGGUUGACAAGAGGGAGGGAUUCCAUCAAUAGUAUCCCCGUGUCCAAAUUAUAAGUAAAACUCUGGCUAGAGUUUUGUCAGCCAUUGUCAGCAGCUUUUUGGGUGAGUUGUGUCAAUCUCUCUCUCUCUCUCUCUCUCUCUCUCUCUCUCUCUCUCUCUCUCUCUCUCUCUCAUCAGGUUUCAUAUCAGUAGUGUGAAUCUAUAAACGAAAUGUCAGUGUGUUAAUAAAUAUUUUCUUCACAUCCCAUAAUGUGAUAACGAUUGAGGAACGGAUGUCAAUUGGAGGAAAGUAUCGUCAGUGCUAGAUGAACUGAGAGACUCCUGCUUGGAGUGGACCAAUACCAUUCUUUUUCCACUUUUUUAAGUUGUCUCAGCUCUUUUGUAUACAUUUUUAAAUACUGAAGAAUCCAUUUUCAUCCUCACUCAAUUCCUUACGUGUGCCAGAUGAUAAUAUUAUAAAAAAAGGAAUAUAUUUUGGUGUGUACAUAAUGACCUUUGCCCCCCCUAUUUUUCUGGUGCUGCAUGGCAUGUAUGUCUAUAUAUCCUAUUUCUACCAAAGAAACGAGAAGAAAAAGAGCGACAGAUCCUUCUGAAUGAAGUGGUCUCGUGUCGUGGCCGCGAUAGGAUUCCACGGUUUGACCUGGCGCGAUGGAGUGGUCACUUCGACCCUCCUAGUCUCAUUCAAGGAGAAUUUCAGUUUGCGGAGAAAUAGGCUGAUGGCGUGUGUGAGCAUAUAUGCAAGUGAGUUAUAUAACAUAAAGCACUCACGCGCAUACUCACACACACACACACACACACUCGAGCACGUAGAUUUAAUGUUUUAUAUGUAUGCGUUAACAUAAGUAUAUAGAUAUAUGCAAAUAUAUUGAUAUACAAAUAGAUGUCUAUAUGUAUAUCAUAUAAAUGUGAAUGCGCGUGUGUGCAUGAAUAAUGCAGUAUUUGUGAACGUAUAUAUAUUAAUUGUGUUGAACUUAAAUCUCUACUUUGAGAGUUAUCAUAAAUUUUCAUGACAAAAAAGCCGUAACAUCAGCUGAAUAUUUUAUAAGGACUUCGUACUUCCUUAAGAUUACUGAUAUAUAACUGUUAAUGUUCAUAUCUUGGAUUCUUUCAAACAUCUAUCUGAUGCUUAACGAAAACCUCAUUUAAAUACACUCAUAUGAUCAACACAGUAGCUUAUAAGACCAAGUUUAUACCCACAAAUAAAUAUAGUAAACUUUCAACUGAUAUCAGUACAUGUACGUAUGUAUGUUUGCACACACGCAGUUCAGCUCUUGGCAUAUAGACGCAUAUGAGUGUGUGUGCGUAUGUAUGUUUGUGCUAUAUUAGAUUCACAUCACCCGUGCAUUUGAUGUCUAGGCCAGUCCCUUACGACGCUCCUGAUUGGCUGUUAAGCCAAUGACAGAGCUGGAAAUUCUCAGUCUCUCUCGAGAAUUCACAAAGGCAGGGUGUAUGUUCCACGUCUCCUGAGGGAUACGUCUUUCAGGAGAGGUGGAACAUACAUCCUGCCUAUGUGAACUCUCAAGAGAGACUGAGAGUUUGCAGCCCUGUGAUUGGCUUAUCAACAGCCAAUCAGGAGCGUCGUCAGGGACUGGCCUAGACGUCAAAUGCACGGUUGAUGUGAGUCUACUAUAGUAACCGCGAGUUGACACUCGCAUAUAUGCAAAAAAUGACCUAACCGAACUGAAAGGAAACAACGGCUGUCAUUUGGUAGAACUGCUUUAACUGAAUUUUUAGAUAAGAACUGCACAGAACUUUUUCAAUAUUGAUUUUAGCUUCCCAUACUCACAUCUUAGAGCAAAUUCCAUCGCUUACAUCAAUGAAGUCUUGCCAAGGGAUGUACGUAAUACGUAUACAUCCCUUUUCCACCCAUACAAAAAAAAAGAAAGAAAAAAGACAUUUUAAGUUCAAACUCAUAGGCUAUAGGACCUCCGCGUUCCCUUCUCUUUGAUGAAAGUGUCUUAUCGAGUUUUACUUGUCAGUUUUUCUAAUCCUUUGAAGUGAUGUCUUUUUACACACGAUGAACAAUUAUUAAUUAGCCCUUUUUCAAUGAGGUAGCGACCGAGUAGAGGCGUUAACCACUCCUGGGAAACUUUUGUGGCACUGAGUGGAAUCUUUUUUUUUUUUUUCCCUUUCCCCACCUUACUAUUUUCGUCUUGAUUAUUCUUUAUAUUUUAUUAUUGCGUAUUUGGUAAUAAGCGUUCAUUGGGGUUUCAUGCAUUUUGAUAUUGUGUUUCCAGACGUUAUUACUUUAGUAUUAUUAUUAUUAUUAUUAUCAAUGUUUUUGUUACUCAUUAUAAUGAAGCAAUGCAGCUCUCUCCCAUUAUUAUUAUUAUUAUUAUUAUUAUUAUUAUUAUUAUUAUUAUUAUUAUUAUUAUUAUUAUUAUUAUUAAAAACAAUAUAUAAAAUCAACUCGCUUAAUUCUGCCAAUCUUUUUGACAGCAUUUGCCUAAAAGAGGGUCUUCUACCAAAAUAUUAUUAUUAUUAUUAUUAUUAUUAUUGUUAUUAUUAUUAUUAUUAUUAUUAUUAUUAUUAUUAUUAUUAUUAUUAUUAUUAUUAUUAUUAUUAUUAUCCAGUAACUUUGAAUUUAAACUGCAAAGGACUUGACAUCUUUUCUACUUGGGCCAAUGUCCAAAGAGUCAUCAGCUUAUUACCAACUAUACACAAGUAGUGUUUACCCAAGUCUCUCUCUCUCUCUCUCUCUCUCUCUCUCUCUCUCUCUCUCUCUCUCUCUCUCUCUCUCUCUCUGUGUGUGCUAUUCAUUUGUGCUUGAUGUCGCCUUAGAGUGAUGAUGAAUAUAAUGUCACAACCACAAGCCUCUGUUUAGAUGAAGAAAAUACCAGUUCAAGAUUAUAUCGAUGGCUAAUCAUAAUAAUAUAAAUAGUGUGUUUCUUAGUAUUAAGGAAGGUUUAGCCAAAUUCUUCUGUAUGUCAUUGGACCUUUCUUCUCCAUUUUCUCUCCCCGUUUUCUAUUUCUGCUUCUUACUCUUCUUCUUCGCCUCCCUUUUUUCGACUUAGAGAUCAGUUGACCCAUUUCUGUGGACAUUUUUUGGGGCAACCAAUUUCAGUUGUAGGGAUUAUUUGAUGGCUAAACGUAGCAGUAAUUCUGGUAGUUGGAUAUGUAUGUAUAAAUAUAAGUGUAAAUGUUUAUACAUAUGCAUUCUUUAAAAAACAAUUUUUCAUUUAAACAAUAUGGUUUUUUGUAAUGGUGUGCUAAAAUAAACAGUGCCAUAAAU